AUGGAAACCCUCGUGGGCCUUGUUUGCAGAGCCCCAGGGGCUGCUUCUGAGCACGGGGGAGGUGCGUGUCCGGCUCCCUUCAACGUCUUAGCCGGAGGGCGAGGUUGUCGGGCCAGCGCCGCUGGUGCGGAUGCCCUUCGGGGACCCUCUGUCCCUGAGGGGCCGUCGCCGGCAGUCGGGCGCCCCCAGCGGGGUGACUUGGCUCCUGGGUCAGCGGGGCUGGCGCCUGGCCAGAAAGUCGCCCUGAGUUGGAGGGGGCUGGGGGUGGGCGCUGGGCUUCAGAAUCUGGGGAACACCUGCUACGUGAACGCGGCGCUGCAGUGUCUGAGCCACACGCCGCCCCUGGCCAGCUGGCUGGUGUCCCGGCAGCACGCCACCCUCUGUCAGGCCGGCGGCUCCUGCACGCUCUGUGCUGUGCGAGCUCACGUGACCCGAGCCCUCCUUCACGCGGGAGAGGUGAUCCGGCCCCGCAAGGACCUGCUGGCGGGCUUCCACAGACACCAGCAGGAAGAUGCCCACGAGUUUCUGAUGUUCACUCUGAAUGGCAUGCAGCAAGAGUGCCUGAGUGCAUCCCAGCCGUCGGGCCACGCCUCCGAGGACACCAGCGUCGUCCGUCAGAUCUUCGGCGGGACGUGGAGGUCUCGGAUCCAGUGUCUCCACUGCCUCGGUGUCUCGGACACGUUCGACCCUUAUCUGGACGUCAGCCUGGAUAUCACGGCGGCUCAGAGUGUGGAGCAAGCUCUGAGAGAGCUGGUCAAGCCCGAGAAGCUGGAGGCGGAAAAUGCCUAUGACUGUGGCGUUUGUCUCCGGAAGGUGCCUGCCACCAAGAGGUUGACUUUGCACAGCACGUCCCAGGUCCUGGUGCUGGUGCUGAAGCGGUUCACACAGCUGAGCGGGGCCAAAAGGGCUCAGGAGGUGCGCUAUCCCCAGUGCCUGGAUGUGCAGCCCUACACGUCUGAGGGGAAGUCAGGGCCACUGGGCUACGUGCUCUAUGCCGUGCUGGUGCACUCCGGGUGGAGCUGUAAGCGAGGACACUACUUUUGUUACGUCCGAGCCGGCAACGGCCAAUGGUAUAAGAUGGAUGAUGCCAAGGUGACCGCCUGUGACGAGACUGCUGCCCUGAGCCAGAGCGCCUACGUCCUGUUCUACGCCCGGGAGGGUGCGUGGGAAGGGGGCGCUGGGGGAGGGGCAGCGGCCCCCCUCGGGGCUGACCCCACAGACCCCGGGCAGCCUGCAGGAGACGCCAGCGGCAGAGCUCCUGGGUCGCAGGAGUCCCCGGGGGACACAGAGGCCGAAGGGAUGAGCUUAGAGCAGUGGAGACGCCUGCAAGAACACGACCGACCGAAGCCGGCCUUGGAGCUGCGCAAGAUCCAGGCUGCCCUGCCUGCCGGCGCAGUCGUGAUUCACCGGUCCAGACCCGGAGGAGGGAGAAACCGGCCUCCGCCCGCACAGGAGCACCACCGGCUCGACCGGCCCAGCACGGACACCCCGCCUCCGGGGCGACGGACGUCCGACCGCGGCCCUUGUGCCAGCGGGAGGGCCAGAGCGACCAAAGGGGAGGAACAAGAAGCCGCGGCCAUCUCUGGGGGCUGUGCG
Capra hircus (goat) is the source of this 1596-nucleotide messenger RNA. Its product is annotated as ubiquitin carboxyl-terminal hydrolase 17-like protein 6. The record is from RefSeq and is a predicted model, not a curated record. Gene Ontology annotation, cellular component: cytosol; nucleus. Gene Ontology annotation, biological process: regulation of apoptotic process; protein deubiquitination. Gene Ontology annotation, molecular function: cysteine-type deubiquitinase activity; cysteine-type endopeptidase activity. Lineage: Eukaryota; Metazoa; Chordata; Mammalia; Artiodactyla; Bovidae.